UUGGAGGAGUGAUCCUCCUCUUUUCCCAACGUACGGGGGAACCCCCGCGAUCGGAACAAUCUCCAGGCUCCCACUAUCUUUAUACCUCCUCGUCCCAUACCCGUGAACGCGUCCUUUCCCCGAUCUUGACGAUCUCCCACGCCGGCUGCAACUCGGUGUAUGAGAGACCGGAGCUUACGUUACAUUCUAUUCGCAAAUCGAAGAAACAUGGCCGCCGCAUAUCCAGAUUUCAAUGUAACGUUCGUUACGUGUCUAUACUCAUCUACGAAUAACGAGGAAUUUUUCGAAAUUCCGGCCACAUAAUCCACGACGAUAUGCACCUGUUUUAAAAUGUGAUGAAAAACGAGACGCGCGUCUCGCGUUCCGAUCGGCGAUCGGAAGAUAUCGGUGAAUGAAGGAGAGGAAAAAAAAAAAAAAAAGUCUAUUAUCGGUAAUUGACUCGCGGAGUACGGUACAGGGCGGAUAUAAAGAGGCGGUAAUUAAAUCUUGAAUAAAUGAUAACGAGGAUUAUCAUAAUCGAGCGCGUACAUAAAUACGAUUAAUGAGGAGGAAACUGCAAUUCUGCAUAUAUCAGUGCGUUCGAAUCAUUUUACCGCAUUAGAGGAUGUGGGGAAUAUAAAAACAACGGACGCAUCUUACCUACAUGUAAAUUGAUCGUAGAUAAUAUCAAGGAGGUAGGAUGUACACACGUUGACGAGAAGAAGAAUAAAAAAGGAAGAUUGUAUAUCAGAUUUCAAUACGCAAAUAUUGAAUCGCGGUUGGUUAAAAAUCGACAUAACCAACUUCCAUAUAGCUGCUGCAGCGGUCAUUAAAUUUCAGCAACUUAUCACGGAGUUGAUGAUGAUCGCUAUGUAUUUAUUAUUAUUACAAGAAUAAUGUAAAACGCGUGGGUGCAGCAGAAAAACGCCGUAUAAUAAAUGUGGGUACCCACAGCGUGCGGGAGGGCAAAACGGUACAAGAAAAACAUAUAUAUCUAUAUAUUUUUCUUCUUUUUUUUUUCAUCUUUGGAACACCUUUUUACGGCCGAUCGAGGCUAACCGCCGCUGCUGCCGCUGCUUACCGAAUGCCAAAUCAAUUCAUGCCCAAAAUUCUGGCCCACACGGAUCUCCGGGGACCUCGCGAGCUUCUGCACGUCACGGCUAAACGAAACUCCGAUAUAAAAUUAACUCGAAAUUAUAAGACCUACGGUUAUUGCAUCGCUAUUCAUGUAGAGUUACCUGCGGUUAGUACGGUUCUUUAUUUUCGUCAUUUUUAACUAUACCUCAACCUCGAGUUCUCCCCCCUUUCACAAUCCGGAUGCGUUUUGCACUUCUUUCGUCUUUUCCGGCAGGGUUGACACGAACGUCUUCGCUCCGCGAGAAUAUCAUACCAUGCAGAAAUCUCGCAUCGUAUAUUAACGACAUAGGUAUAGAUAUGUACGUAUAUAUAUAUAAUAUGUACGAACGCACACUACGUGUAAUCGGUCGACCACGGUUACACUACAUGUAUGUUUCUACUGCUCCGGGAUACGAGACUACGCGGAGGCGUAUCCACAUUAUAUUCCUUAUACGUCAAACCUACCCGCCCACCUUAUGUGUCCCAAUACCUCGCGCUGCGAUAUGUCAACAACUGCUUUCCACUCGUACCAUUUGAUUUUUAUCAUCAACCGACAGACGCGGCUCUCACCUCAAAUCAUAUGUACGCCUCGAUGACAGCCGCUAUACCGGCAUUGAUAUAUUAUUGAUAACAAUUUUUUCUCGUCCAUUUUUUAUUUUCAUCCUAUCGUUAUCGACGCGAGAUCGAUCGCCUACAUACGGAUCUGAUGGAAAAUUUUUUACUCCAAAAUUCGAGCUCCAAAUUAAAGGGGGUACUACGAUCGGAACGAGAUGCUGGAUGCAGCUUAACGUGCACAUGAUUAGCGUAUAUCAUACAUUGGUAAUAAUAUUUCGAACCUCUAUGGAACGUCGGUAAUUUUAGAGCUUGUUUGGCGCGGGUGCCCAGACGACGUGUCGUACAUUAUUAUUUUUUAUUUUUUUUCUCCUUGUUGCAACGUAAACCGUGAACGAUUCAGCGGAAAAUAAGUCGUAACGCAACUCUUCUGUCGCCAGGAAAACUUUCGGUCCAAAAAAUUCACGUACAGAAUUGUAAGGAUUACGAGAACUUCGGACGUCUGCACACGAUCCUCUCGUUACAACCCCGUUCCAUAGAUAAUUCUAUUCGAAAAUUUGGUGAAGUUGAAGAAAUCGUUAUCCACAAUUUUGGUCUGCCCUAUGGGCUAGUUGUGGGGUACGUCUAUUAUUAUAAAUAUUCUUCGUUCAUUGAGAACCUCGUCGAGAAGCGAACGCCACGUUUUAUUCAAUCAACUGUUUCACCCGUAUACUUCGGAUCCUGGAAGAAAAAUUGAGAAUUUGGAACGCCGUCGAUUCGACGAAUGCGCGCGGGGUGGAUAUAUAACUUUUGUAAGUUGAUACCUGGAUUCGGUUUUGUUGAGUCUGGGCUAACGGGUGAUCGUUUGUCUUUUUUUCUUGUCGGUGAAAAGAUUAAUUCCAUUUCUGUGGCGCGAGAAUAGGUACAUAUCGGUCUGUAUAAAAAGUUAGGUAUAUAAUGGCGCCUGCGCGAUAUGUGCGGGUUUUAAAAUAUACCGAGCGCGUUUCUCAGUCGCAUCUCCGUCCUUUGGAAUACAAGCUAUGCAAAGUUAAGUUCCCUCCCGCUAUUACCCGAACACCUCUGCGACGGCGCACCUCCCGAUAUGGGGCAAUCUCGAAUUUCCAACCGCCCAAAUUGAGAAUGUUACUCCCGCACCUCGCACCAGCGCCGCGACGUCGGGCGUCGUCGUGACGCCUAAAGACAGGGUUGGUGGUCGCGCGCCCCAGAGUCGAACAGUGCCAAAAGUGCUUCAAAAGACCACGGUCUAAAAUCACUUUGUUGCUCUUAGGAAAACACCCCACGUGUCUUUCGUAUUUGUACGCGCCUGCGCGCCAAGGUUUUUAUUACAAAUUUUUCCGCCACCCCCCUCCUUUGCCACCCCUCCCCCCCGAAAAAAUAAGGAAAAUUUAAGGAAACUUGCGCGAUAUGAUCGCUCGGUGGCACCUCGCUGAAUAAAAUCAACCAACCCUUGAUGGAUACGCGGAUAAAAUUUAUCUGUAAAACAAAACCAAUAAUGAUAUUAUUCAUCGAUUAAACGAAAGGAAAAUAAUUAUAGAGAAAGGAAGAGAUAUACGGAGAGAAAUAAAAGAUACGCUUUUUUACACAGUAUAUGUAACGAAUACUUUAUUUACACCCGUUCUGUGAUAAUCAUGUUAUAAUAUACCAUGAUGGUGCUUUAAAUCUACGAUAAAUCAAUUUAUAUUAUACAAACAUAUAUUUAUAUAUAUAUAUAUCUGACUAGACAAAUGUUGAAUAAUUAUCGGUGUAUAUAAUAAUUGAUAUAAAAUGAAUAAAAAAUCGCGUUAAUCCGUCGUAAUUAUUUUAUUUAUACUGCACAAUAAAUAAUUGAUAAAAGUGACAACAGAUCGUGUACAUGUUGCCUGAAAGCAAUUUUCCUAUAUCAGGGGGCAUUAUGCAGACCGAGGAAGUCGUCCCUCGAGCAACGUCUGCGGGGAUAGACACGGGCACCCCAACCGAGGAAAUAUCCCACCAGCAAACGCAGCUCCAGCAUCAGUUGCACCAUCAACUUCCUCAGCUGCAGCAUCUUCCGAGUCCUCUGGAGUCGUUGAUAACUCAUAUGGCGGUGAAACAGGAACCACAGGAAGAAGAGGACCGGGAGCAGGUCAGGACUUCUCCUAGUCCGCAGGCAGAGACGCAUGUCGUUCAAAGCGGCUUGCCAAACGGGGGGCAGGGGCAAGUCCAGAUCCAGGCCCAGGCGAUGAUGGGGAGAACGGAGGGACUGCAACCCGCCCAGGAUACCUCUGGCAGGGCGAGGCCCAGUCGCGGACGUAGGAAGUCGAGGUGGAAGCUCAAGUUCCAUCAUCAAGCUUUGCCGCCUGAGUACCUUGAUCAUUACGAAGCUGCGUUGGCUCAGGAAGCCUUGAAUUCGCCCCCUACGCCCGUCCAGGAAACGAUGGCCCCGAGUCCCGCGCCAACUACGUCAACGUCGACGCCCAGCCCCAUAGCCGACGUUCACGGCUGGCUGCAGCGGAUCGCCGCGAUGCAGCAGGAACUUUGUCCCCCGGUGACGACUCAAAACUCUGUUCCACCGAGUCCGCAAACACCCAAUUACAGGCGUUCGGUUAUCACCUCGACCCCCAACGCGCAUCCUCAUCCUCCGCAUCACCAUCACCAUUCUCAUUCUCACUCGCAGUCCCAUCAUCAUCCACUUCAACAAGCGCAGCCCGCUCCCAGACCCCCGAUGAAAUACUCGGAUCUUCCCUACAUGGGGGAGAUAACAUUGGACAACAGUAAGCCGAGGAGAGGAAGGAAGCCGAAGAAAGCCGACAUCUGUCACCUGAUCUACAAGAAUUACGGGACGAUACUACCUGGUACACCCGGGCUCGAGGAACGGAAGCAGUUGAACAGUCCGAGAAUAAAAAUUGAGAACAAGGAGCAACCGGCGCAAGUGUCUUUUCAACGUACGGAUAUUCAGAACAGGAUCAGUAGUCUUUUGGAAAAGCGACUGACCCAAGAAUCUAGAAGAAAUCACUCCGUUAGCGAUAAUCAAAAGAUAUCGGAGCAAGAGGAACCCCUGAAUCUGUGUAUCCGAGACCUGAAUCAGCUGAAAAUACGGCUGUUGAGAAAACAUGGUAACGUUUACGAGUCUGGUCAGGUGAAGAGCGAAGGCUCCAGCGACGGAGAGGAGGUCGAAUGUCUCGGCGCUACCACUCCGGUCGAGGGUGGAGAGAAUCUCCGAUCGAUCGACGUAUCGAAUAACAACAACAACAACAUCAAUAUCAAUAACAAUAACAACAAUUUAAACGAAUCGGUGAUCGGUCCCAACCCGGGUUUCGUUUAUUGGCCGAACGGCGGAGUAUUCAUCCAUCCGAUGGCUCUGCAGUCGCAAUUUUUGUACUACCAAAAAAUGGCACAGAACGGGAACAACCCCGGUCUUCCUCCCGGUUCGGAUCAUCCGACCGUAAAGGAGCAGAAGAUCGUACCCAACUCGAUCUACUCGAUGCUCGCGGAACGCAAAUCACCCGCACCGACUCCACCAACCCCCGUUCACACCGCGUCUACGCCCGCGCCUCCCCCACCUACGCCGCCGACUGUUCAACAAACCGUUGCCACAACACCCGCGGAAUCGCCGAGACCGAAGAGAAGCGGACCGGGAGGAAGUCACGGUCAACCGACGAAGAGAAAAAGAUCGGCGAUAUUCAUACCGCCGAUGCCGACGGAGAACAACAAUAAUCCAGCGACCGAAGUCAGCAUUUGUAAGUUCAAGUUUACCGGGGGAGCCAAGCCGAGUCUUCAGGAGAAGAAAAGCCUCUCGGUUGAUUCGGGAGGGAAUUUCCGCUACUACAGCGGCACAGGUGACAAAAGUAUGAGGGGAUACGAAUUCUUUCCGAGGGAAGCUCUUCAGCAACCGGCGGGCCAGGCGGGAUCUUCCGCUGGUGCAUUUUUGAACGCCGCCGGUGAAAGGAUCCCGCCACCCAGUCAGCGUCCGGGAGUCGCAACCCCUGAGGACGGUAGGAGAAAAAGAAAAACUAGGAAAUCUUUGCAGAGAGAGAAACUGGAGCAAACUUUCAAAGAAAAAGGAUUUCUCAUUCAGACGCAGCAGCUAGAAUCUGCCGAAGGAGCGACUUACUGCAAGUUUAGACAACUGAGGAAGUUCACGAGGUAUUUAUUCAGGAGUUGGAAGGACUAUUUGCCCGGCAAUGUUAGAGAACUUACCGGAGCGGAGGGAGAACAGGAAGUUGAAGGUGAAGGAGACAGGGAAUCCCCGAUCAUUGGAGCGCACGGGGUUCCUGGCGGUAUAGUUGAACUACCCCCUGCAAUUUUGGACGAGCCUCAAUCCCUGCCACAAUCCUUGCCACUCACUUGAAAGGUGCGGAGAAUUUGAGGAUUUUUUGUUAUCGGCGGAAAAAAGCCUGCAGAUGACCGGCAGCUGUUUAUUUUAUUUUUUUUUUAUUUUUAUUGCAUUACUCGAAACGAGGUACGUCCCAUUACAGAAUACGAAAUUUGGAAUACUAUUUUCCUUCGCUGUCGUUUAAUCUUGACGGUCUGCCAAAAGUGAGAAAUACUUAACACCAGCUUUUAGCUGUCGUACAAAGUACGUUUUAUUUAUUUAAUUAUUCUUAAUUAUCGUAUCUUAUUUUUUCCGUUCUCCGUGAAUACGUGCAGCUGUUCGGAGAUCGGUCGAUGUAGGAAUGUCGUAUGAUAGGUUGACAGACAGAUAGCUCCAGGUUACUUCUUAGCCCAUAGUGCAUUUAAUGAAAGUGAAACUAAUACCCUGUACAUACACAUAAAUACAUACAUGAAUUUUUUUUUACAUGCAUUAUGCAUCUUAUAGGCUGCGGAACGCGAGAUGUAACGGCUUGCGUAAGAGAAAGGAGUACGUGCGAAAUGAAGUGAGGCGAAUUGUUUUAUUUUUUGUUUUUAUAAUUAUUAUUCAAAGUUAAAAAAACUGCUGCUGCUGCUGCUGACGCUGCGGGCUGAUCAACUUAAAAAAAAAGCUCGAAGGCAGCCAUUGCCAGAUAUUAAAACUCAGCUACGACUGAAACGUAGCCUUGUGCCAAAGAUAGGAGACUCAAAUGAAUACAUGACAUGUGUAAUUAGGUAUACAUACGACGCGAUGCAAGUAAAAUUCUCCGAUGACAGAAGGGAGAAGAAAAUAAAAAAAAAAAAGAAGAAAAAUAAGAAGUCAAAGGAAUGAAUAAUCAUGUUGAUAAUUGAAGGAAAAGUUAAAUGUCAUUUAUUAUACAGUACGACCCGAAAUAUGUUGUUUUUGUCAAUUUUUAUUUACACACAAUGAUUUGUAGCUGAAAAAUUUUGACUUCGACAUUGAGUCGUUACUGAGGUGCGAAGAGAGAGAAAGCGAGUUUUAAAUGCAUUUGUUAGAAUGAAGAGUGAGAUUGAAUUUAAUUAAUUUCGUUGUUGUAUGAUAUCUUUUUUUUGUAAAUUAUGUUAAUUAUUUAAUACCGUCUAACGAAAUCUAGUCUUAUUUAUACUCUUGUUGACUCAAAAUAUGUUUUAUUAUAUCGUCAUUACACAUACUUUUUAUCAUUACAUAUUAUUACCGACUUAUAUAUUAUACGGAGGUUAACCUCGCGCUUUUGAACUUUUCUCAAAAAUUUUCAACUCCGUUUAUUUUUUAUUUUGCAAACAGAGAAAAUUAACAAUAAAAUUCUGAAAAAAUUCAACGAUCAAGUUGAAAUGUACGAGUAUUUUUUAUGACCCGUCCGUUAUACAUAGGUACAUGUAAAUACUACAUAUGUAUAUUAUGUUAAAUAAUAAUUAUUACAGCGCGAGGCUAAUAUUCUGAUGUAAUCUUGCCACGCUGCGAUACAUACUAAUUAAGAGAACAAAUAAAUAAAUCAAUAAACAAUUAAACAAAUGGAAAAAAACAGAUGAACAUGUUGUUAUACUAUCGGACGUAGAAAGCAGAUCACAGAAUAUACAUAUAUUAUAAAUAACAUACCGUCCCACACCGAUAUAUGAAUAUAAAAAAAAAAAAAAAUCUCCGAGUGCUAUACAGCACUGUGUCAUCGUCCUAUUAUCCUUCUAUAAUAUCUAUUAUGCUCAUCAUCGUAUAUGAAUACAUAUUCUAUUGUUGUAAAGAGAUCGUAAUUGUUUAUAAUAGCCGAUAAUAAAUAAACAAAAUAAGUAAAUGAGUAGAUAAUAAAAAAAGUGGAAGAAGAAAAUGAAAAAAUAAAUAUAUUGUUAUAUUAAUAGUUAAACGUUAAAAUGCGGUGAUGAUUAUAUGCAUUAAUAUUUUUCUUGCACCUCUAUAAAUAACAAUGCAUAGGUAAAUGAAUAUAAUAGCUAUACAUUUAUUCCUUUAUCCCCGUAACUCCUACACUUCCUUCAUCACAGUUUUUCAAUGGACCGAGAGCUAUAGUCGCGCAGCAGCCACCGCACCACCACCUUUUAUCUAUUCUAGAGAUGGAAGUUGUGCAAGUUAUGGAAUGAUUGCCGGUGCUAUGCGUGGGACGCGGGGAACUCUCGACUCUGCGCUGUGUACCAGUGUCUGGUAAAUAUUACUGUUAUUGUUAUUAUUAUUAUAAUUAUCAUUAUUAUCAUAAUCAUCAUUACCAUUGUUGUUAUUAUUGUUAUUCAAUAUUCCAAUUGCAACACCUUCUUAUUACAGGUUUACCUAUCAGGGACGUACCAGCUAGACAUACAUACGUAUCGUUAUAGGUAAUAGUUGGUUUUUUUUUUUACAGGAUUAUGUGUUAUAUAUAUAUAUAUAUGUAUUUCAUACUAGACGAAUAGAAACUUAAAGUUAAUUAUGACAUUCCACAUAGUUGUAUGUAAUACAAGAUCGAUAGAAGCUAGAGAUAACUGUGUAAUUAUUUCAUCAUUGAUCAAAGUGCACGCCAAUCGGUACAAUUCUAACAGCUAUAGUCAGGCGAUCGAAAUCGUUUAUGCAACAGCUUCAAAGUUGGAACAAAGUUUUGAUUUGUAUCAGACGUUGUAUACUUUUGUUCGACACGUUCCGGAUCGUCUGCCGUAGCCACGGACGAGGACUCGGAAUGAAAAUCUGGUCCCGAUCGUUGAUGUACUUCAUAAUCGUCACGCAUUCGUAAAG
Messenger RNA from Athalia rosae (coleseed sawfly), 8659 nucleotides. Its product is annotated as serine/arginine repetitive matrix protein 1. Gene Ontology annotation, cellular component: spliceosomal complex. The coding region runs from base 3500 to 5953 and encodes 817 amino acids. Gene Ontology annotation, biological process: mRNA cis splicing, via spliceosome. NCBI's taxonomy places the organism in Eukaryota, Metazoa, Arthropoda, Insecta, Hymenoptera, Athaliidae. The record is from RefSeq and is a predicted model, not a curated record. The transcript is spliced from 4 exons.